CCGCAGUAAUAGAAUUUGUUGCCGCUUUUGGCUUGUCGAAAAAGCCAGAUCUGACGGGAAAAGAGCGAAUGUGGCAGCCCUGCUCUAAAGUGAAAUUGCCACGAAGAACAGAAUUUUUAUUUAGACAGCAACAAAAUCAAAGACAGCUGUGUUAAUAAUAAACUUAAGUCAUUAAUAUAGUUAGUUGUUUGAAGGGAUAGAACAUGGGCUCAAGUCACAGCGUUCAUGUACCCGGCGGCGGCACUGAAGGCUACCACGUACUCAAAGUGCAAGACAACUCGCCGGGCCAGAAGGCCGGCUUGGAGGCUUUCUUUGACUUUAUCGUAGCCAUAGCUGGCACGCGUCUCGACCAGGACAAUGAUAUGCUUAAGGAACUGCUGCGUCAAAAUGUUGAGAAACCCGUGCGCAUUACGGUUUACUCCAGCAAAACGCAAACUGUGCGCGAGCUGACGCUGACGCCAAGCACUAGCUGGGGCGGCCAAGGACUGUUGGGUGUGAGCAUACGCUUUUGCUCCUUUGAGGGUGCCAACGAGAGCGUCUGGCACAUACUAGAAGUACAUCCCAAUUCGCCCGCCGAGCUUGCGGGUCUGCGUGCCUAUAGUGACUAUGUAAUUGGUGCCGAUGCCAUACGCCAUGAGAACGACGAUCUGUUUACGUUAAUUGAGACCCACGAACAGCAACCGCUAAAGAUGUACGUCUAUAAUCUGGAUGACGAUGCCUGUCGUGAAGUGACUAUUAAGCCCAACACCGCCUGGGGUGGCGAGGGUGCGCUUGGCUGCGGCAUAGGCUACGGCUAUUUACAUCGCAUACCCGUACAGCCAGUACCGCCUCAGCCAACAGUGCCCGUUGCUGGCUCAACAAGCGCAGUUAACACUGCUGCAGUCGCCGUCGCAGCAGCAGCCCCUGUGGCUACCAACACAGCGGCCAAUGCCAUUGUUGCACCAACGUUGCCUUAUAUACCACCACUAGCCAACACGUUUGGCUCAACAAAUGCUGAAAUACGACCACCAACCAUUGAAAUGCCGCCACAGCAGAGCAUAUUCAAAACCUAUUUCAAUCCGGAUGACGGCACAGAUGCAUUGACUGACGCUCUCGAUAAACAGGCAAACAUAAGCGAACCGCAGGCACAAGUGGCUGCUCCAGUUGACAAUGUUAUACAGCCACCCGCUCCCAUAGUUGCAGCUGCUGCUGCUGUUGAAGCGCCCGCUGUACCAAAGCCUUUGCCUCCACCAGCUAACAUCUUUAUACCUGGAGUGUUAGAUCCCCAAACCCAACUACAGCACCAACAACAACAACAGCAGCAGCAGCAACAACAACAGUUGCCGCCACCUCAACCCAUGAUGAAUGUUAGCGUAGGCGGCAUACCUGCUGCCCAAUUGCCUUUCCCACAGGCUACAGCAGCGCCCGCCGUACCCAUGUUCUCAAUGGCAUCGUUGCCGCAGCAGCAACAACAUCAAGCUUACAUGUCAGCGCCAGCCGUGCUCUCGUAUCCUGCAACUGGCGCACAGACAGUGCCCUCGUACCCACAGGUACAGCCCUCCAUGGGUGGGCUGUUUCCAACACAGCCAACGCCGUUGCCGCCACAAAUGGCGCAUAUGCUUGGUUCACAGCCUGGAAACGAGGCAACGCCAACAACACUGGCCAAUUAGACAGAGCUAAUGAACCAAUUUGCCAAGGCAUCUCUUAUGUAAACAAAAUUUUCGUUAAGUUUAAUUAACUGAUUGUUUUUGAUUCUGUUUGCAGGCAUUUAAGCAAAUGCCUCUGUGGCAUGUGGCAAGCAAAUAGAAAUUAAUUCAGUUCCGAUUGCAUUAAUAAAAC
Molecule: messenger RNA, 1818 nt
Organism: Drosophila busckii
Lineage: Eukaryota; Metazoa; Arthropoda; Insecta; Diptera; Drosophilidae
Gene: Grasp65
Product: Golgi reassembly-stacking protein 2
Exons: 2
Coding region: 204-1649 (481 amino acids)
Biological process (GO): Golgi organization
Cellular component (GO): Golgi apparatus
Molecular function (GO): protein binding
Source: RefSeq, a predicted model, not a curated record